AUGCCCCCCAAGCGUGGUCCCACCACUCGCGGAACACGACGUGUCGAGACGCCCAGGAGUGCACGUAAGAAGCCUCCGACGGCAUCUGACAGCGUUACUCCUCGUAAAGCCGCAGAUGAAUCUGCUAUUGUAACACCAAUAACUAAUGAAACAGUAGCAGAAGCUAUGGAGAAUAAUUUAAUCUUGUCACCCCCACCUCAAAUCCCAUCACCAGAGGAUGAAACACCGAAUGAAAAUCUUCCUCUUGGAACUACCGCAGCCUUAUCCUUAAGGGAUGAAAUUAUAUGGAGUGAUAAUGAUGAUGAGGAUGAUGAUGAAGGUGAUGAUGAUGAGGAUGUGUUUUUAUUUCCUGAUGCGCAGGAUCUGGCAGGCGAAGAAAAAACCGAAUCUGAAAUUCUUCAUCUUGGUACAACACAGAAAUUGGAUGAGUCCGACAGCAGUGAAGAUGAAGCCACACUUAACCGUGUUGGUGAUAUCCCACUUGAGUGGUAUAAGGAUGAGACUCACUAUGGAUAUGAUAUUGAGGGACGAAAGUUAAUGAAGAGUGAACGAACCGCGUUGGAACGUCUCUUGGAUGCAACAGAUGAUCCAAAUGCGAUGCGUACUAUCUAUGAUGCCUUACAUGAUGAAAAGAAACAAUUGAGUAAUGCUGAUUUACAGAUGAUCUUUAAUCUUCAACGUAAUCGAACACCAAAUGCAAACUAUAAUAUGUACACAGAUGUGGUAACUGAUACAGUUGAGUUUGAUCCCCUUAAUCAUCCUCUGGCUAGAGGUACUGGACCAUCUAAGAAAAAAUUCCUUCCUCCAGAUCAUGACAUGAAGGUUAUCGCAAAGAUGGUACGUCGUCUUAUGAAGGCUGAUAAAGAUAAAUCAGAAGAUAAAGAUCAAAAAAAGAAGGAUGAUGAUAAUACAACAGAUGAGCUUACACUUCUUUGGGAUGACACUAAUGUGGAAAUGGAUACACAUACAAAAUUUAAAUAUCAACAUCGUGUGCCAAAACCAAAGGUUCCACCACCAGGCACGUAUGAAAGUUACCGUCCACCACCAGAGUAUCUUCCAAGUGAAAAGGCAAAAGAACGUUUUGCUCGUCUACGCGCUAUUGACAGAAAGGAACACUUCCUCCCACAAGCUUUUGAUUCUUUACGACAUGUCCCCUUUUAUCAUCAUACUAUUCAAGAUCGUUAUCAGCGUUGUCUUGAUCUCGCCUUCUUUCCACGCGCCCAACGUACACGACUUGUUGUGGAUCCAUCUAAACUUCUUCCUGAUCUUCCAGACCCACGUGAUCUACGACCAUAUCCGGAGCGUCUCUCAUUUCAGUAUAAGGGACACACAGCGACAGUCCGCAGUAUUUCUGUCAGUCCUAAUGGACAAUUUCUCGCGACCGGUUGUGAUGAUCAUUUAGUACGUGUUUAUGAAGUAUUAACAGGUCGUUUGAUGAAGCGUUAUGAUAUGGGAGCACCAGUACAACAGGUUGAGUUCUGUCCAGUAAAAACGCUUAAUAUUUUGGCAGUUGCAGUGGAAUACAGUCUUGUUUUUAUUGUACCAAAGUUCGCUGCCCAUCAUGUGGUGAAUGAACAUACAUUACGUCAUCUUCGAGCUCCUGGUAAUGCGGCAACAGGUACAAAUGGUGAACACGUCUCUGGAGGAGAAGUUUCAUUGGGAGGUGGUGGAAUUGUACAAACUACCAUGGAUAAGGAUGAAUCUGCACAUCGUAUUUUACAAGAUUUACAUGAUACAGAAGAACGUGAGAAACGUGCAGAAUUUGUUGAUGCUUCAGCUCAGGAACGCAGUGCUGGUAUAGUCCUUAAGAUUGCAUUACAUGGAAAGGUAAAGCGUUUUACAUUUCAUGCCCGUGGUGAUUAUCUAUGUGCACUUUGCCCGAAGGAUCAUGUGAAGUACCGUCAAACUGUAAUGUUACAACUAUCCAAGCGGAAGGUAUUCUGUCCCUUCCGUAAAUUCGCAGAGAUAGUUACAGAUUGCAAAUUUCAUCCUCGUGAACCAUUGUUCUUUCUAUCUACAACUAAUUCCGUACGGGUGUAUAAUCUUUUGGCUCAUAAAUUACAACGUCGUUACAAAGCCCCAGGAGGUGUUACCACUUGUUUAUCUGUACACACAGAAGGUGAUAACUUCCUUGUUGGGGAUACCACAAGCCACACACAAUGGUAUGAUUGUGAUUUCUCAGACAAACCAUACAAACGUAUGCGGUCUCACAAGGGUGUGGUUAAUGCCGUGGCGUACCACACAAACACCAACGCCUAUCCUCUCUUCGCAACAGCCGCAUCAGAUGGACAAGUUCACGUAUUUCAUGGUAUGGUAUAUGAUGAUUACAAUAAAAAUCCACUGCUGGUUCCUGUGAAGAUUCUCAAACACCGACGAGCGGUGUACUCCCUCGCAUGGCACCCUACCCUUCCAUGGGUUUUUACUUCAACAGAAGAUGGUAUUGUGUCAGCAUGGACAGAGUGA
Messenger RNA from Trypanosoma theileri, 2463 nucleotides. RefSeq names its product ribosome biogenesis protein ERB1. NCBI's taxonomy places the organism in Eukaryota, Euglenozoa, Kinetoplastea, Trypanosomatida, Trypanosomatidae. Gene Ontology annotation, cellular component: preribosome, large subunit precursor; PeBoW complex. The coding region runs from base 1 to 2463 and encodes 820 amino acids. Gene Ontology annotation, biological process: ribosome biogenesis; maturation of LSU-rRNA from tricistronic rRNA transcript (SSU-rRNA, 5.8S rRNA, LSU-rRNA). Gene Ontology annotation, molecular function: ribonucleoprotein complex binding; protein binding. The record is from RefSeq and is a predicted model, not a curated record. The transcript has a single exon.